Thamnophis sirtalis is the source of this 5444-nucleotide messenger RNA. The record is from RefSeq and is a predicted model, not a curated record. Lineage: Eukaryota; Metazoa; Chordata; Lepidosauria; Squamata; Natricidae.
UAUCACAUGCCAUUUCUUCAUUUCCCUAGGAAUAUAUUGAUGCUCAUCCUGAAACUAUAAUUCUGGAUCCUCUUCCUGCUAUCAGGACAUUACUGGACCGAUCAAAGUCUUACGAACUUAUCAGACAGAUAGAACUGUAUAUGAAAGAUGACAGAAUCUGUUCUCCGCCAUUUAUGGAAUUAACAAAUGCAUGUGGAGAAGACACCUUGAAGCAAAUAGAAAAAAAUGGAAUUGCAUUCCCAUUCAUUUGUAAGACAAGAGUCGCCCAUGGGACCAACUCUCAUGAGAUGGCUAUCAUAUUCAACCGGGACGGCCUGAAAGCCAUCCAACCUCCAUGUGUGAUUCAAAGUUUCAUCAACCACAAUGCUGUCCUGUACAAAGUCUUUGUGGUUGGGGAGUCAUAUACGGUGGUGAAGAGGCCCUCCGUGAAGAACUUCUCAGCAGGCACUUCUGAUAGAGAGUCAAUAUUUUUCAACAGCCACAAUGUAUCAAAACCAGAAUCCUCUUCCAUCUUAACAGCACUUGAUAAAAUAGAAGGGGUGUUUGAAAGACCAAAUGACGACGUUAUCCGAUCAAUCUCGAAGACACUAAGGCAGACUUUGGGAAUUUCUCUCUUUGGCAUUGACAUUAUAAUUAAUAAUCAGACUGGUCAGCAUGCAGUCAUUGAUAUCAAUGCAUUUCCAGGAUAUGAAGGUGUCUCAGAGUUUUUCACUGACCUCCUCAACCACAUAGCCACCACUCUGCAGGAGCAAACUCCAGAGUUGUCCCAGCUGAACCGUAACAAAUUCCUGGCAGAGCAGAGCAGCAGCCUCGUGGGGGAGCGGACAUGCUGUGCUAACACUGGCUGCCGGAGCAUGGCAAGCCAAGACCCCUGGAUUGUGGAGAACGAGACCAACAGCUCAGUCAAGCUGCAGCACCAGAGGCUGGGCUGUAACUCAUCCAUGUCACCAAGCUUUCAGCAGCAUUGCGUGGCCACGUUGGCCACAAAAGCUUCUUCUCAGUGAUCCCUAUCUCUGCCACAGACUGAAAAAGAAAGCAGUCAGCCCCUGGGCUGUGAAUUCAGUGUAAUUUUUUGAAAGAAAGUGAAAUUAGUGAUAUGGGUCCACUUUAACAGAUUCCUCUUAUAGUUCUAUAGUGAGUUUAUCCAUCCAUGUAUGGGUGCCUGUUGUGUGCAUGUAUCUUAAACACUAUAUCUUAAUGUGGGAGGAUGGAUUUGUGUUUUUUUCCCCAUGCCUUUUUCUUUUCUUUGUAAUCAUCGACCAGAGUUGGGUGAUGAAUCGUCCUGGAUUGAUAAGAAUUUGUGUUGAAAAUUUGCACACUUGGAUUUAACCCUCUUCCAUAUUUUUUCCAGCCCAUUCCAAAGAGUAAAACAUGCAUUGAUCGGACACCUAAAUCCAGAGGAAACUUGCAUACCCAGGAUCAGCAUUUUGCUUCUUUGUGGAAAAUUUUGAAGUUAGAAAGUUCUUCAGAUAGUUUCCCAUUUCCCUAAAGAAGAAGAAUGCCUGGGUAUUUGCUUGCUAUUGUGAAAAACUAUAGGUUGAUGCCCUUAAUCUCAUUUGGGGGCAGAGGACUUCCUAAUUGUUGGAGGAUUACCACAUCUAGCAUAAGAACAAGCUAGGGAGUUUGGCUUUUUCUGCUGCUUUACUGAUCCUGAGACUAAAGGACAUCUCUUUCACAUAUUUAUUAACUGAUAGGGUGGGUUAUUUUUAGCUUUGUGUGAUGCACAGAUCCAUUCACUGUGAUUUAUAAAUCAGGUUUCUUGGUUAGGGUGGGCUUGUGCAUCAUAUUAAACAAGAAAUUCAAAUUGUGGAUUAGCAUAACAUGUGAUUUAGGGGCCUGUUUGUAAGCACUACUAUGCACAAGACUUUUUCCUUAGUGGUGGGUAGAAAUUUGUUGAAGUAAAUCAGCAGCAAUUUGUCUCCCUUUCUGGUCUAUCAUUUGUGGGAUUGAACAUUUGAGAUACAGUAUAAGGGUAAUAUUUAUCUAACCUGUAAUUCAGUCUGGUUAUAUUUUAAGAACAAGUAACAAAACAACAGUGAUUUUAACUCUGUUUCUUUCAACACAACAUCAUCUUUGUGCAGCUUUGAACUGGUCAUGAAUUUGAAAAGGUACUGAAUGAGUUUUGGGACUCUUAAUUUGAGAGAAUUUUUAAAUUGUCUCAAGAAACAUUGUUAAAGUAUUUUACACAUUUAGAUAUAUUUGGAAAAAUUGAUCAUCAUGAAUUAGAGAUCUAUGGACUAAUUCACACUCAGGUAGUAGUGUGAAUGUAUAUGACAUACAUGCUACAAGUUGUACACAUGAAUCCCAAUUUUUAAAAGGAUAAUAUAUUGCUAAUAUUUGUGUUUUUGUUGGAUUAAAGAAAGUUUUGAAUUCUCUCAGUUCCUAUAAAGAUGACCCAUUUCUUAAUAUGUAUGAACUGAUAUUAAUAUAUUUUCCUCCGCUGAUGGCAGCUUUUUAUUUGUUUCUUUGUUUUUAGAGUAAGGGAAAAAAUGGAAAUAUCUGAUGAAAUAUGAAAGGGAGUUUAAAAAGGGAGGACCAGAAAUGAUUCCAAAUUAUGGUGUAAGUGCAGGAAACUGUUCAAGAAUUAAUAGGAAGGAGAAUUGCUAUGUUCCUUUGUGGUAUUGUUUCUAAAGUUAUUCAUAAUUCUGCAAUAGGUAUAGCUGAAGAGAAGACAAUAUUUGUAGAACGGUUUCUUAUAUGAGACCAUACAGUCAUUUUGUUUAUUUCUAAUUCAAAUUUGAGUCAUAUGAUUAUCCUGAAUUAUUGUCUAUCUCAAUAACAGUUGCUGCAAUUUCCCAAUAAAUUAUUGAUAUUUGUCCAUGCAUAUUUUAAAUGCCUUUGAUGGGAGUGAAAAAUAGGUCAGACAUAUUUUCAUAAAACUUAUUUUCAAAAUAGCAACACUAUUAAAAGUUAUUGAUAUUUUUAAAAAAUGAUUGGAUUUUAACAUUACACACACUCACACAAUUCAAGCUAAAAUUGAAAGGCACCUUUGAACAUACCUGAGUCUGUCCCUCCCCUGUAACUUUAAUUAAGGCAAGAGUAUUUCAUUGCUGGACUGAACAUUACCACACUCCUUGACUGCUGCGUGCAUGGAUCAAGAAACUUAACAAUUUGCAACAGGAUUCAAACCAUUUUAUUCUUUUAUACAGCUUGUGGGAGAGCCAAGGGAAGAGGCAUAAUAGGUUAGUUUUUCUGGCAUGUCUUCAGGGAACAUUAUUAUCUAAUUCAGAGGGUUAUUAUGAUUAUUUUUAAUUUUAAGGAAAAAAAUACCACAUCAUCAUUUAUACAAUAAAUUUCAGUUCUUAGGUGAGCAAGCUGGAGAAAAGAAUGUUCCAUCUGGUUUAGUUAGAAGACAUUUCAAAAUUGUUGAUCAGCCUGGACUAUUUGAUCCAGUUUAAAUAUAUUUCUGCUAUUUCCUAUUUUUAGUAAUGAGGAAGAAUUUCUUUUAAUGGCUGCCUUCUAAAUUUUGGUUAGCCUAUUUUGCACUGUUUUAUUUCUCCAAAAUAAACUACUGAUACAUAAUUGUACAUUUUAUAUUUAUUUACAAAUGAUAUAUUUCGUAAAUUCUCCAAAGUCUUAAUACAAAGUAUAUCUGAUAAAAGUGCAGUUCAUAUCUUGACUUUAACUAGAAUCUAAUUUAAUUCUGUAGCCAAAUAGGUUGUCAGCUUCGUUCACCCCUUGAUGUAACAGCUGCUUAUUUAAACAAAGACAAAGUUGUUCACAUCUUGCAUUUAGUUUAAUAAGAUAGCAUUGCAAGUGGGCUGGCCAGCCGACAGUUUGUAAUCCUUUCUGUGGUUUUGUUUUCUAUCAGACUAUUUUGGGUGGAAUAAAAUAUGAAUAAUAUUGUCAGGUUCCAGAGAGAGCACAGUGUGCUAUUGCAUUGCAGAGCGCUGAGCAUAUGGUACUAAAAACUGAGUGCAAAAUCAAUUAUUUCAUCUCUGUUUUGUUGCAGCAAAUUUCUUGAACUCUUUUUCAAUCUAGAUACACUGCCAUGUGUUCCUCCAAAAGGCAAUUUUAUGUGAGAACUGAAAUGCGCUGAACAGCCUCGCGUUUCUCAUAGAGAUUGAAGAGAAAUAUGUCUGUCCUUUUUCUUCUGGAAAGCCCUGGGAGAGGAGGGUUGUAGUUUGGUUGUAUGAUUCCAAUUUUUGUUUCAACUCAAAAGACCAACCUCUACUUUUGAGGGUCUGUUGAGUAAUAGCAAAAAUGUUGCCAAUGCAUGUAGGCCAAUGCAUGUUGUUGAAGGAUAAUUAAAGUAGACAGACUUAAAUGUACACAAAUAGCAUCCAUGUUUAGUUUGUUUAAGGAAGCAUAACUAUCCAUAACUGCAUCUCCACUCGUGGCAGGAAAAUAAGAAGCAACUUUUAAAGCAUUUUUUCCACUUUCCAGUAUAUACAUUACAAAUAAUCUUUUGUGACUCUCAUUAGAAUGUUUCUUUGUGUAAAGUAUAUUUUCAGUAAUAUACUUUAAACUUCUACCAGAAACCAGUCCAUCUUCCUUAUUAUAGAAAUAAGUGUUUGGAUGUAAAAAUCUUAAUGUGAUUAAAAAGAGCUAAAAUGUAAAACCUCAGUAGAUCUGAGUUAAUCACAUUCUAUUCAAAAUCUGAGGAAGAUUAUAUGUUAGAGGUAUGUGAGUGAAUAAUAUCUGCUCCAUUGCUAGAUUAUCCAAGCUAUAAAAUGAGAAAUAGUUGGUACUGAAAAUGGUUAAACUUACAAAUUUUUAUUCUGCAACAAUUAUACUUUUUAUAUUAAAAAUCUAAAGAUCAUAUUAAAAAAGAGUCUAAACCUCUUUUCAGGUUAAUUUCAAAAUAUGGUAAUUGACAUUUUAUAUAUGCUGUUGUUCCUUUGCUUUAUAUAAUCAGUUAUAAAUCAUAAUUCAUUUAAUAAAUACUGGAAAUCUACUUUUUUAAUGAACUUAAGCUAAGAAAUGAUUAACUAGAAUUAUUAAUUACAUGAACAAAACAUGUGCUUUGUCUGAGUAACAUAAUUAUUUUUUAGACAUGUAGUAUAAAAUUCUCCACUCUUAGAUAACUCUAUCUUGGGCUUUUUCUUUCAUUUGCACCUGGAUAAGCAGUUCAAGAUUUUUCUAAAUCAGCCAGCCUCUUAUCAUCAGCAAGGGAUCUACUAGUUGGCAGCUUCCCUUCCAUGCCUGAUAACUCAAAAGUGCAGAUUACUGUAGGUUGUUCUGAGCAUUUUAUAAGAUCUUUUCGCAUAAUGUUUUAUACCAUGCUCAGUUCUACUGCUAGCCUGUUCUCCUUUUACACCAUUGUGUGAGCUGGCAAGAGCAGACAGGUACGUGAUGUGUCAGACACCUGUGGAUUGAGUUUGGUCUCCCAAACAUAUUAAAGAAUAAAAAUAAUGCUGUUUUCAGAAGCGCCAGGUUAGUGUUUUGACAUCAAUUAAAUCCCUUUUUUUUUCUAGAAAAGUGUCUUGAGCCAUUACACUGGG